This is a messenger RNA of Cryptomeria japonica (Japanese cedar), 1239 nucleotides long. RefSeq lists its product as uncharacterized. The coding region runs from base 1 to 1239 and encodes 412 amino acids. The record is from RefSeq and is a predicted model, not a curated record. NCBI's taxonomy places the organism in Eukaryota, Viridiplantae, Streptophyta, Pinopsida, Cupressales, Cupressaceae. The transcript has 3 exons.
AUGGAUAUGUUGAGCCCAACAAAACUGAUGGAGAUUGCAUCUGCAAUGCAAUCCAAGGCCAAGACAAAGAUAAUAAGAUCUCAGAGGAGAGAAGCUCAAACUAUACAGACUGCAGUUGACAUAUUUUCCAGUCUAUUACCAGAGACUGAUAUUGAUAGUCUCACAACUCCCAUUGAAAAACUGGACCACUUGGUCACAACAGCAGGGGAGCAAAUGAAAAUUCUUGGAGAGGCUUCUCUACAUAAUGUAGAGAAAGAAUAUGAAAAUAAAAGAAUUGAGACAUUGAUCAAGCCAAUUGACAAAGAUGGAGAAGGUCUUACUGUGAAUAUGGACCAAAUAAAAGAAGCCUUGAUGAAUGGAGCUACUAAGGAAGAGCUAGAUGAAACUCUUGCUAAGGCAAAGUCAUCUUUCAGGUUGAAGAAAAGGUUGACAAGAAUGUUAAUCAAAGAGACCCAAUCAGUCCAUGAGGAGACUGAACAAAUCUUGAAGAAGGUAUUGGGUUCGAUUCAGGAUGAAGAGGAAGAAGUUAAGGAAGUUGAACCAGGGAAGUUUGAGGCUGAAGAUCUUCCUGAUGGUUUUAAGAUAAUUGAUUUUAAGCCUGAUGAAAUUGUGCUAGAUAAUCAACCAGUGUACACACAAACUGAACCUGAGAUUAUCCCUAAUGAUGAUGAUACCGGUAAUAAUAAUGAUGAUGCUAAUGCUACUAAUAAUGAACAGGGACAGGGAGAAAAGAAGAAUGAAGAAGAAAAUAAGGAUGAGGAGCCAUCGGUAGUAACUCAAACUGUUGAUACACAAACCCCAUCAAUACAAGAAACUGCAAAGGAUAAGGGAAGUGAAAAGAAAGAGGAGAAGAAGACAGUGAAGACAGAACCUAAAGUGACACCUUUGUCACUUGAUUCUAAAAAGAAAAUUGUGGAUGAAGAUGACGACAAUGCAAUAAGUAUUCAAGGACCCAUUAAUAUGGAUAUAAUGAGCUCAACUGAGUUGAUGGAGAUUGCAACUGCCAUGCAAUCCCAGGCCAGGAAGAAGAGAAUGAAAGAACAACAGAAGGAGGAAGAAACAAUAAGAAGCACUGUUGAGAUUUUGUCAAGUCUCCUACCAGGGACUGAUACUGAUAAAUUUGUUAUUCCUAUUGACAAGCUUGGACAACAUGUUAAUGAUGUCGAAGAACUGAUGAAAUCUUUUGAGGAUGCAACUUAUGUUAGCGUUGAGAAGGAUUACAAGAAGAAGAUAACAUAG